ACACCUGUGUCGCUUCCGCGGACGCAGUGGCAACCUAUGCUUUGCGCGCCCAGUGGCCUCGGUCGCGGUGGCCUGACGCUGCCAAGGCGGUGAGAGGUCAUCUGGGAAGUGUCUCGCCCGGGAACCGCUCUGCCCCCGAAGGCCCCCUCGGUCCUCCCGCGGCGCCCUCCUCCGGCCGUGGUCACCCAGGUGCACAGGAAGCGCCGGGGGAGGACGCAGGUGCGCGGGGGAGGGGGGCGCUGGAGGCGCCGGGCGAGGAACCCCAAGCUCGAACCUGCAGACCCAGCGCGAAGUAGAAACUGAAAGUACACUGCGGCGAAUCCUACGGAAGUUCUAGGAAAGGCAGAGCCCAGACCUCCGUGGCGUGUGCCGCGCCCCCUGGGAUGGAUGAAGCAGCGGGCGCGGCGUGGGGCAGACGAACCAGCCGCAGAGACGGCCACCCGGUCCGACUCCCGCCACCGCCGCGCACACCGGGGUCCUGGCAGUGACCAUGGCCUGCGAGAGCCCCCUCGAGCUGCAGCUGCGGUCAUCAUGACCACGCCCGCCUCCCGCAGACCAUGUUCCAUGUUUCUUUCAGGUAUAUCUUUGGAAUUCCUCCCCUGAUCCUCGUUCUGUUGCCAGUCGCGUCAUCUGAUUGUGAGAUCGAAGGUAAAAGUGGCGAAGAGUACCAGCAUGUCAUCAUGGUCAGCCUCAAUGACCUGGACAGGAUAAGAGAAAAUGAUAGCAAUUGCCUGAAUAAUGAACCUAACUUUUUUAAAAAGCAUUCAUGUGAUGAUGAUAAGGAAGCUACGUUUUUAAAAACUGCUGCUCGCAAGUUGAAGCAAUUUCUUAAAAUGAAUAUCCAUGAGGAAUUCAAGCUCCACUUAUCAAUAGUUUCACAGGGCACAUUAAAACUGUUGAACUGCACCAGGAAGGAUAAAGAAAAAAAACAACCUUCCUUGGGUGAAGUCCAACCCACUAAGAAUUUGGAAGAGAAAAAAUCUUCGAAGGGACAGAAAAAACAGGAUGAAAUGUGUUUCCUCAUGAUACUACUAGAAAAGAUAAAAACUUGCUGGAAUAAAAUUUUGAGUGGCACUAAAGAACACUGAAACGUAUGGCGUGACAAUAUAAAGACGUGAACUUUAGUUGCAUCCCUCAAGAAUUGAUCUGCUCGUGCAAUUUUCCGGGGUAGAACGCCUCCCAGAAAUUACUGAAUGCACCUGGUAAAAAUGGGUUAGAGCAAUUGAGAAAUACAUGCUGUGGUACUAGAAGGACACAAGCAAUGGAACCGAACGCUGCAAUCAACGGACUAUUUCCUAUGUGUGUGCACAUGCGUCAGCUGGUGUUAAUUUGGGGCUGAUUUUUGUAAGACGAUCCAUGUAAGGUAUUAGCUGCAAUAAUCCUUUUUAGACCUGUUAAAAAUGUUCAGGAGACAUGUAAAAUCUGUGGUGUAUAUAAAGGUUACAAGGAUUAAAAAUUAGCUUUGCUUUAUUUCUUUAUGGCCUACUAUGCAUCAGUAUAAUGCAAUGAGUGUGGAUAGUGUCAUCUUCUGGCAGAGUUGACAGUGAGGUAUGGAUAAUGCCCAUGAGAACAAGUCAUGUAUCUUAAAGCAGAAACGUAAAGGAGUCCAAGAUGCUUUCAGAGGCGUGUGACUGUGUAGCACAUUGCCUCCAGUAGAUGGCAUAGCAAAUGUCCUAAAAUGAAAACA
Molecule: messenger RNA, 1687 nt
Organism: Myotis daubentonii (Daubenton's bat)
Lineage: Eukaryota; Metazoa; Chordata; Mammalia; Chiroptera; Vespertilionidae
Gene: IL7
Product: interleukin 7
Biological process (GO): immune response
Cellular component (GO): extracellular region
Molecular function (GO): interleukin-7 receptor binding; growth factor activity
Source: RefSeq, a predicted model, not a curated record